Molecule: messenger RNA, 4686 nt
Organism: Olea europaea var. sylvestris
Lineage: Eukaryota; Viridiplantae; Streptophyta; Magnoliopsida; Lamiales; Oleaceae
Product: phytochrome C
Exons: 5
Coding region: 638-4033 (1131 amino acids)
Biological process (GO): red, far-red light phototransduction; regulation of DNA-templated transcription; protein-tetrapyrrole linkage
Molecular function (GO): phosphorelay sensor kinase activity; protein homodimerization activity; photoreceptor activity
Source: RefSeq, a predicted model, not a curated record
CACAUAUGAACUCAGUGGACAUGGCAGUGAAAAGGAAAUUCACCAAAAGAAAAAUAAACUUUCGAAUCCAAGGUACCAGACGAUUCCCAACCUUACACGGAGUAGAAUAAAACGUAAUAACCUUGCAACUCCAUCAGCGAUUCAAUUGGAUAUCGUGCUUUUGCUUCCGCUCUAAUAUUAUUUAUUAUUUUAUAAUACCCUUGACUUGUGACAAAGCUCAGGAAUUCAGUCCUGCAUCACGUGUUACCGAUCCCAAUUUAACCGUUACGCGGGCUCUCUGACCUGUUAUUCGGGCUUGUGAGUUUUCAGAGUAUGGAGGGUUUUGUGAAGUAAUUUAGAAAAAUUCGUUCUUAAUAUCUUCUUGAGGAAUCCAUUUUGGCCCCUUUUUUCUUUGCUGCUUGUUUCUUGAAUUGAAAAUAAAAAAGUGGAAUCUUUUUGAAUAUAAGCACUUAGAUUCCGUUUAAAUUUCCGUUUGCUAAAAUGAGCAUUCCGGCCUUGUUUUAGGAUUAUUAUUGGUUUAUAUGCCUUUUGAAAGGUUGAUGUUUCUUUGGGUUGAUUAGUUACUCCAUUGGAGUAACAAUAGUGACAAGCAGUUGGAUAAUUGCAAAAGGGAGAAGUAUAUAAGGAAUUGAAAGACAUGUCAUCAAGGUCGACCACAAACGAGACAAAUUGUUCUAGGAGCAGCUCUGUUAGAUCAAGGCGUGGUGCCCAUGUUGUCUCUCAGACGCCGAUUGAUGCCAAGCUUCAUGUAGAUUAUGAAGAGUCUAAGCAACAGUUUGAUUACUCAACAUCUGUCAAUGCAUCAACUUCCACUAGCAAUGUUCCUUCUUCAACUGUGUCAGCUUAUCUGCAGAAGAUGCAAAGAGGGAGCCUUAUCCAGCCAUUUGGUUGCUUGAUUGCGAUCCAUGAAAAAAAUUUGAGCAUUCUUGCAUACAGUGAGAAUGCACCUGAAAUGUUAGACUUAGUACCGCAUGCAGUUCCAAGCAUGGAACAACAAGAAGCUUUGAGUUUUGGCGUUGAUGUUCGAACACUUUUCCGACCUUCAAGUGCUGCUGCACUGCAAAAAGCAACCAAUUUUGAGGAAAUUAAUUUGGUCAAUCCAAUUUUGGUCCAUUGUAGAAACACUGGCAAGCCCUUCUAUGCUAUUUUACAUCGAAUUGAUGUUGGAUUAGUUAUAGAUCUGGAACCAGUGAAUCCAGAUGAUGUGCCAGUGACAGCUGCUGGAGCAUUAAAAUCAUACAAGCUUGCUGCCAAAGCUAUUUCAAGAAUACAAUCUCUGCCAAGUGGAAAUGUAUCACUGUUGUGUGACGUGCUGGUUAGAGAAGUGAAGGAUUUAACAGGCUAUGACAGGGUGAUGAUUUAUAAAUUUCACGAGGAUGAGCAUGGGGAAGUUGUCGCUGAGUGCCACAGGCCUGGCUUGGAAUCUUAUCUUGGAUUGCAUUACCCUGCAACUGAUAUACCACAAGCGUCGAGAUUUCUUUUCAUGAAAAAUAAGGUUAGGAUGAUAUGUGACUGUUGGGCCCAGCCUGUUAAAGUAAUUCAGGACAAGGGAUUAGCUCAACCUCUGAGUCUUUCGGGAUCCACUUUAAGAUCUCCUCAUGGAUGUCAUGCACAAUAUAUGGCAAAUAUGGGUUCGAUUGCAUCUCUUGUGAUGUCCGUGAUGAUCAAUGAGGAGGUUGAUGAGAUGGAUGACAAUCAGAUAAAGCGAAGAAAGUUGUGGGGCUUGAUUGUCUGCCACCAUACGAGCCCCAGGUUCGUUCCUUUUCCUUUGAGGUAUGCAUGUGAGUUCUUGGUUCAAGUUUUUGGGGUUCAAAUCAAUAAGGAAGUGGAGUUGGAAGCUCAACUGAAGGAGAAGCAUAUUUUGCAAACGCAAACUGUGCUUUGUGAUAUGCUGCUAAGAGAUACCCCAGUGGGCAUUGUUACUCGGUCACCUAAUGUUAUGGACCUUGUGAGGUGUGAUGGUGCUGUACUCUUCUACCAUAAUAAAUGCUGGUUGCUUGGGGUCACUCCUUCAGAGGCACAAAUCAGAGAUAUUGCUGCCUGGCUUUUAGAGUACCAUGGCAGCAGUACUGGAUUAAGUACUGACAGCCUCAUGGAAGCUGGCUACCCCGGUGCUUCCAUUCUUGGCGAUGCAGUAUGUGGAAUGGCUGCUGUUAGAAUUAGUUCUAGAGAUUUCCUCUUUUGGUUCCGUUCGCACACAGCUAAGGAAAUAAAAUGGGGAGGUGCAAAACAUGAUCCAGAGGACAAAGAUGAUGGGAAAAAAAUGCACCCUAGAUCAUCAUUCAAGACUUUCCUCGAGGUAGUUAAGAGACGGAGCCUACCAUGGGAAGACGUGGAAAUGGAUGCAAUUCAUUCCUUGCAGCUUAUAUUAAGAGGAUCAUUGCUUGAUGAAAAUGAUGCUCAAAUGAUUGUCAGUGUUCCAGCAGUUGAUAUCAGCAUACAGAGGGUGGAUGAACUGCGUAUAGUGACUAAUGAAAUGGUUCGCUUAAUUGAAACAGCAUCAAUACCUAUAUUGGCUGUUGAUACCUCUGGCUAUAUCAAUGGAUGGAAUACCAAAGUCUCUGAACUUACAGGGUUGAGUUUACAAACAGCUCUUGGUACGCCCUUUGUUGAUCUGGUGAUCGACGAAGCAGUUGAUGUAGUGAAGAAUGUGCUCUCACUGGCUUUGCAAGGCAAAGAAGAGAAAAAUGUUGAAAUCAAACUCAAAACUUUUGGGCCUCAGGAAGAGAGUGGUCCUGUCAUCUUGGUUGCUAAUGCGUGUUGUAGUAGAGAUGUGAAGGAAAAUAUUGUAGGAGUUUGCUUUGUCGGCCAAGAUGUUACUGGGCAAAGGAUGAUAUUGGAUAAAUACAAUCAAAUCCAUGGUGAUUAUGUAGGAAUUGUUCGGAGUCCAUGUCCACUAAUUCCUCCCAUUUUUGUGAUGGAUGAGCAUGGACGUUGUGUGGAGUGGAACGAUGCGAUGCAAAAAUUGUCGGGUCUAAAGAGGGAACAAGCCAUAGACCAAAUGCUUCUUGGUGAGGUCUUUACAGUUCAUAAUUUCGGCUGCCGGGUCAAAGAUCAGGACACGUUAACAAAGCUCAGAAUAUUACUCAAUGCUGUAAUUGCAGGCCAGGAUGGUAAUAAGUUGGUAUUUGGCUUCUUUAAUCAGCAAGGAAAAUAUGUAGAAGCAUUAAUUUCUGCAAACAAAAGGACUGAUACAGAGGGCAGGGUCACUGGGAUUUUGUGCUUUUUGCAUGUUGCUAGUCCUGAACUUCAAUAUGCCAUGCAAGUGCAAAGGAUAUCUGAACAGGCUACUGCAAAUGCCCAAACAAAGUUGGCUUAUAUCCGAGGUGAAAUUGGAAACCCUUUAAAUGGAAUAAAGUGUUUGCAGAAUUUUAUGAAAUCUUCAGACUUAAGUAAAGAACAAAGACAGCUGUUGAAGACUAGUGCAUUAUGUCGGGAACAGCUAGCCAAGAUCAUUGAUGAUGCUGAUGUUGAGAGUAUUGAGGGCAGCUAUGCCGAAAUGAAGUCUGAUGAAUUUAAUCUUGGGGAAGCUUUAGAAGUGGUCAAGAAUGAAGUUAUGAUCUUGAGCCAGGAGCGCCAGGUGCACGUUAGAUAUGAUUUACCUGCUGAAGUAUCAUUCAUGUACUUAUACGGUGACAUCUUGAGGCUUCAGCAAAUCCUUUCAGACUUUUUGGCAAAUGCUAUCUUUUUUUCUCCUCCUGAAGGAUCGUCAAUUGAAUUCAGGCUGAUUCCAAGAAAGGAGUGUAUCGGGACAUUGACACAUGUUCUUCAUAUUGAAUUUUGGAUAACUCAUCCUGCCCCGGGGAUCCCUGAAGAGUUGAUACAAGAAAUGUUUUAUUAUAACAAUGGUGUUUCGAGAGAAGGUCUUGGCUUGUAUAUCAGCCAGAAACUAGUGAAGAUCAUGAAUGGGACUGUAAAAUAUCUUAGAGAGGCUGAGAAAUCUUCUUUCAUUAUUCUAAUAGAAUUUCCAUUUGCGCGCAAACCACCCGCAGAUGAAAGUGGUCUAAAAUUAAAACAGACAAAACUAGCUUGAGAUAGUGAGAGAACUGUUUGAAGCUCAAAGAUUUUACAAUGGCUGCUCAAGUGGCACAGAGUCCUUAUGCGGACGUUGGGACUCCAGUGGCUUCUGCAUUCAAUACCAAUCCUCGAGUCGUUUGGAGAAGUUCAAUGGCGGGCCUAUUGCUUAGAAAUUGAACACUGUAUUGAACUUUUUCUUGGCAUGACAUUAAUGAACGAUUAUAACAUUCGGAGAUCUAUGAUUCUGGUCAAUUUGUUCUGAAUGGAGUUCUUUCAAAGUCCAAGACAAGUUGACGCUGAAAAAUGUAUUUUGCUUGCCAUCCCUGGAAAAAGGUAAACUGAACAAGUCUCGUAUUGGAAUAGAGCAGAGACUGAAUUUGUUGAGAUAUUCCAUUAAUGAAGCGGGCCAAGUUUAUAGUCUAUACUGGACUUGGAGCUGUAAAUUCACCUCCCCAUUUUGGCAUUUUCAAGUUCUCAUCCACUUUCUGCAGCAACCGUCUUGUAUAUAUGUACUGCAAAGAUAAUCUUGUCCAAUAAGUACCCUGGUGCUAAAUUUAUGGUAGUGUUUGCAAAAACAUAUUUUUAAUCAAUUUCCAUUUGGUUUGGGCAAUUGAAAAGUUCAGUCACAGGAUCUUGUUCUUGCUAAUCUAUAAUGGUCUUUUUCAUUAA